This is a messenger RNA of Fraxinus pennsylvanica, 915 nucleotides long. NCBI's taxonomy places the organism in Eukaryota, Viridiplantae, Streptophyta, Magnoliopsida, Lamiales, Oleaceae. The record is from the annotation of a GenBank genome assembly.
AUGUGGUUUGGGGGUUUGCAGUCUGGUUGGAAGUGUUUCUAUUUGGUGACAACUAAAUUAAAUGAGGUGGCUGUUGAUGGAAACUCAAAUGCUGCAGCAGGUACUCCUGUGAAAGCAGAAGUAUCACCAGAAGCCAAAGAUGUCAAUCCAUCAACAGACCUUCCUGCUUUGGCCUCAGAAGAAUCAAUGUCCGAGUUUAUUACUCAAGUUGCUAGUCUUGGUUUGCAGUCUGGUUGGAAGUGUUUCUAUUUGGUGACAACUAAAUUAAAUGAGGUGGCUGUUGAUGGAAACUCAAAUGCUGCAGCAGGUACUCCUGUGAAAGCAGAAGUAUCACCAGAAGCCAAAGAUGUCAAUCCAUCAACAGACCUUCCUGCUUUGGCCUCAGAAGAAUCAAUGUCCGAGUUUAUUACUCAAGUUGCUAGUCUUGUAAAGUAUCCAUGCUGGUGUUAUGAUUAUAGUCCUUUUCCAUUUUUUCUUGAAUACACGAGGUUAUAUAUUGUUCUAUCUUUCAUGCUAGUAGAUUCUAAGGAUAUUGUCGAACUCCAAACAAAACAGCUUGACUGUGAACUUUAUAUAUGUAAAAAGGAGGCGUUGCCUCCACCACCUACUCCUGCUACAAUGAUGCAAUCACACUCUCAGUGUGCUGUACGACCGUCACUCCCUACACCUUCUCCAGCACCAAUUCCAGCAUACACUCCUGCACCAACCCCAGCACGUUCUGCACCUGAAGUGAAGAAAUCAAGUUCAUCUUUUCCCCCACUUAAAUGCCCCAUGGCAGGCACAUUCUACAGAAGUCCGGCACCUGGUGAACCACCAUUAGUGAAGGCUGAUCAGUCAGGAACAAUUGUGGAGAUCCUCGUAAAAGAUGGCAAGCCUGUUAUUGUUGACGCUCCUCUGUUUUUGAUUGAACCAUAG